Messenger RNA from Teleopsis dalmanni, 5727 nucleotides. RefSeq lists its product as uncharacterized. The record is from RefSeq and is a predicted model, not a curated record. The transcript is spliced from 10 exons. Gene Ontology annotation, cellular component: cell cortex. Gene Ontology annotation, biological process: imaginal disc-derived wing hair organization. NCBI's taxonomy places the organism in Eukaryota, Metazoa, Arthropoda, Insecta, Diptera, Diopsidae. The coding region runs from base 1 to 5727 and encodes 1908 amino acids.
AUGCACUUUUUAGCAUCAUGCCUGCUAGUUGCUACACGAGCAGAUGCAUCAGCAGUAACAACAAUUGAUGCAGAAGAAGAUAUUGUUAGCAUAGAAACAUUCGCCUCCGCUUUACCGUCCGCCUUAGAAAAGUACGAUGUUUUAGGUGCAACUUCUUUAGCAGCGGUUGCAGCUGCUGACGUUGCGGCUGCUGCUCUUAACUCAGUCAAAGCAACAGCAACAGCAACGCCAACAUCGCUAGUAGAGUCUGAUACAAUAUCAUCGUCAUCAUCACCAACUUCAGCAUCAAUGGGUCGCAGUCACGGUGAUAACAAACAUCGCAAUGAUUUCAUUUCCAACAGCGCAAACUUAUUGUUGCAGGACAUACAGCAACAUGCAGACGGGCUCGUUGUCAAUCUAACCAGACAUCAUGAUGGUGAUAUUUUUCAUACAAAUGGCGUUUCUCGUUGCAUCUCUGAUACCUGUGUUGGUUUAUCCAGUGGUACAGCAGGACUCCAUAAUUUAGGAGGUGACAAAAAAGGUAAAUUGGAUAAUUUACUCUCAGAAGUACACGCUUCGCUUGCUGGCGGCAACAAUGGUCAAUCGGAGCUGUUGACUAAACGCAUUAAAACAAAAACAACGAGUAAUACCAAUGAUGCAGAAAGUUGCCAGUGCCGUUGCUUGCCAUACUUGAGCACAUAUCGUGAAGACUUGAGGAUUUGUGUUGACGACAUACACGAGUGCAGCUUGUCGCCGUUCGUUAGCGGCUCGUCGUCAGAGAAAAUACCGUUCGUGUUUCUGCCUUUGCGUGGACAAAUCAUCUAUCCAAGCAGAGAAAUAAGUUUUCCCGAUAUUCGCACGCCUGUAUGUGCCGUUACCGGAGCUCAGUACCUGACAACAAAUGGUUGGUCUGAUUUGCGUAAUCCAAUUGACACAGAUUAUCCGUUUCGCAUGUUCCGAGACGAAGGACGGACAUUCUUACAGUGGUUAGGCGAGGCAGACUUGCGUCAUAAAAUGCAAGGACGACUGAUUGUAGUGCACUUAGUAUGUCGAGAUAUGACAAUUGCAUUAAAUGGCACAAUCAAAAAAGAAUACCUGAAACCACCCAAAAAUAUAUUCUCACCAUGCGUCGCCUUUCGUGUGAACGGUAGCCCAGUCAAAUACUUUCACAAUGUCUCUGAAGUGCUUUUCCAAGCGGAGGCAACUACAACACUUGCUUCUACAUCAGAUGGCAUGACUAGUAAGGAGUACAUUGUCAUUGGUAUUUGCAGCCUGCUGCUAGGUUUGAUUUAUGUUUCCUCUGUGUUCUUGUAUUUGCACAUGAAAAAACGUAAGCAACGCGAUCAGCUGCACAUGCGAAGAUCCCUAGACGAUCUGGCAAACGAGAUCAACUAUCCAAAGAAUGACCAGGUCACAUUUGGUACACCGUUCAACCGAAGCGGUAGCAUGUAUUCAAUUGCUAGUUUAAGCAACUCGAAUGAGCCACGUUCGCGUGGAAGUAUUGGCAGUCUUAAAGAAGAAAUUGGCAUCAUUAAGAACAAUCCACUACUGCAGCAUUUUCCGCAAUUAGGCGAACAUAAUUCAGGCUUUACAAGUGAUGUGUCAAACUCGAACUCUGAGUGUGAAAUGGAUGGUAGUUUUCAUGAUAAAAUUAAACAGUUACAGACAGCAGCUUUGAUACAUCCUCAAUUAAACAGUAAUGGUAAUCUAAAUGGCACAUCAACAACUUCUGGUAUUAACAUAGCUAAUGAAGAUGUCAUAGAGCCAUGUGCCUCACCAACACAAGAUAACGAGUGCUUGCCGGUGGAAAAUGUGUCCAUUAUAGAGGAUAUGAUGACUGAGGAAAAAUUAGAGAAUUUGCGUGCCUUGGUGAAUGGGAAUGUACGACGGAAACUUUACUUUAAUCCCGCCUACUUUGAGCCACAUUUGCUGGCGCAACCACCCCCUGCCGCUGUUGAAUUUCUGCAAAAAAUACGUGAGGUUAUUGCCAUUGCAAAAUACAAAAUGGCUACUAAACGGUAUCAACCCUCACUAAUAAUGAUACCUGAAGAAGUGGCUUUGGCCUCACAGACAUCUUCACUUUACAGCGCACAAAUGCAAACUUCCACUGAAUGUCAAGGUUGUGCUAAUAAUCGUUGCAGUGGUCACGUCAAAAAUUGCGGGGAUAAGCGAAAUAGCAUUGAAAAGUGGCUGCAAAGUGUGCCAACAACAGACAAAUCUAGUUCUGAACAGCGCGUUGACACAUCAACAGCUGCUAUUCAUACAUCGAGGUCUAAUCAAAUAACUGAAGAAAAACAGUUUACAACAAGUAAAAACUCAGCAAAUAACAACAAAACACAAACACCACAAGGUAAUAAUAGGAAUUCUCCACGAAAAGAAAUUACUGCGCCAAAGCAGAAACCACCGCCACCACCUAUCCAUGCCUCCAAUAGAUCUAAACUUCAAUCUCCGAAAACGAAUGUAAUUAAAAUUAUGCAUACUGACUCGGUAACAACACAAAAUUCCUCUUCGACCGAUUUCUUGAACUAUUCCACAAAUUCCGUCAAUAACGCAUCCAUCAGCAUUCCAAUAAAUCGCAACUACGAUGCAUUUUCUGCACUUUCAGCAGCAGCCAAUUUUUAUGGGUUCGCAGAAACUGGAGGCGAACUAUACAAUAAUCCAAAAUUUAACUUACACGAUUCGCCUUCGGCUUCAAUGCGUAGCCGAGGUUCUUCUCACCGUUCAAAGAAUUCGAGAAGGCGCUUAGAAGCACUCGAUCAAUACGCUGUCGCUUCGACGCCAACGUCAUUAACUUCGGCCGACAGACAACAUUACCAAAUGUUGCGAAACAUGAAGCAAAUAGCUGAUUUGGUUUACGAAGAGAAGGACUACAAUAAUACGCUUAAGUCAAAUGAGAGCUUUCAAUUAGAUAUUCCAACACCGGACUAUGACAGCACAAUGGAGAAGAAAACGAAGGAUAUUUAUAAUACACACAGUACAGUCCCAUCAGUGCCAACACCUGACUACAGCACUCUUAGUCGUAAGUCGCUCAAGAAUGGUCAACCUGAUUCUCCCAUCUAUAGGCGAAAGUCUCCACAAUAUUUAAUAGUGGAUUAUGAAACUGAUAGCUUAGAACGUUUGGAGGUGACGAAACGCAAAAGUUCACAAUCCUCUUCAUCUCCGUCAUCUGACAUAAGUUCUCAGCUAAGUCCUAGCUUAAGUACAGCAUUACCACUUGAAGAAGAGUUAGAAAUAAGCCACACUGUUAAACUGGAUGGAUUUCGCAAGGAUAGCGAGUUAAAAAAGAAGCAUGGCAACAAAACUGAGAGCGGCACAAAAAAGCAAAAGGAAAUCGCUGCACGUAUUAAAUAUGACACACCUUUUCGUGGUAGCAUGACAAUUGAAGUCGAGCACGAACCAAACACAGAUAUUGAACAAUCCACAGAUAGUGAGCAAUUUGAUCCAGAUACAUUAGAUCGCAACACGAGAAAACAAAGUUUCUGCGAUGUCAACUCAUGGUCUGGACAGCCCAAUGCAUCAUAUACCAACCACAAAUCAAAUGAAACUGAAAAACACAAACACAUAAAUAUUUCAUCCUCUACUAAUAAAGAUCUAAUGCGUAAAAGAAGUAAUUCCUUCGAAGAAAACUCUGAAGGAAAUUCUGCAUAUGAAACUCGCAUAAAACGGAACUCACAACUAAUGUCAAACGAAGACAAUUUUGAAACAAAGCGUCCAUCUGUAGGAUCUUUAAGAGAUUUUUAUCAGUCCCAAUUGGUUCGUCAGAAUAGUCAGAAUAGCUGCAAAUGUGGUGGCCAAGCACGACAACUGGUACAACAACAAACAGAAGCACCUACAGAAAAUGGACGUUUGUUAACUUUAGAAGCAAAACAUUCAAGAAGACAACGACUUAUUGAGCCACCCACCUCACAACCGCAACCGAUAGUUGAGAUUACAAAAGUAGCUCCAAAUAAGACAACGAUCAAGAUAUCUACACCGAAAGUAUGUCGUGCCACUCCACCAAUCUUAUCGAACAACGAUACAAUUGCUGAAUCAGUUAAACAGAGUUCGGCGCGAUUCUCUCCUACUCCUAGCAUCAAAAGUACAGCUUCAAAUAUUAUUUACGAUUGGACUAAACAUUCUAUGACUUGGAAUCUCAACAAAACACCCACAGGUACCCAUAACGCAAAUGGAAAAGCUCAGAAAAAAUUAGAUACACGCGCACCUGCUCCAUUACCAAUAACCUCCACUUCUGGUACACUAAAUAGUGAAAAAAGUUAUUCCUCAAGUAGACAGUCAUACCAACACCACUACCAGAAUGAGCAGCAAUUCAAAGCAAAUGCAACAGAGGAAGAAACCAAUAGCACACAUAGUGAAUUUACAGAAGUUACCAGGGUUUCUGAAACAGUAACCAACUCUGAAUUUGAUGAAUCUUGCAGCAAUACUCUUUCCAGUGUCAUACAUAACCAACAAAAAAGCAAAGAUUUUUAUGCUGAACAAAACGAACAGUUCGACAGUUCCAGAACUAGUAUUAUAGAAAAGUCUAAGUGCGGAAAAAAUUUAGACUCGCCCCAACUAUUAAAAAAGCAAAAUAGUGAUUAUGGAGCUUUAUUUAAUACAAAAUUGAAUGGACUGCGUAAUGAUUAUAGUCUAACUAAAUAUUUAAAUAGACGAAAAAACCAUGAACAGAGCGACGAUGAAAAUUUUUGCAAUAAUAACUCUAAUGAGCAAGCAACUGAGUCCAAUAACAAUCAAAAAAACAUCGCCGAAAUGGAUGUGAACAAACUCGAUGUAAUAUCGAUUAGUUCACGUUCAAAUCGCAGCAGUAGUCGACUCUCCGAUCGCACUAAGGAACUAUAUCGCAAUGCAGGUGUACCUGUGGGUAUAGCAUAUCCACAAAGGAGUACUGCUGGAUCUACAAAUUCACAGUCUACAAGCACAGUACAAACAGUCUAUCGAUGCGAGAUUGAACCUGUACAAUUGACGCAUGGCAUGCAAAUCGCUAUGGGUCUGAAAGAUCGGGCCAAGAAAACAAAAGACUUAAAAAACGCUUGGAAAAAGUUUGUUAGCAUGGCUGCAUCGAAAUUUAGUCCAACACAAAGUCCUGCACCACCAUUCGAUAAAAAAACGUCAACGUUCUUGGAGGUACUCGAUCGAGAUGAAGGUAUAUCUUCACUUAUUGACGAUCAACCACAAAUAUCAACACCUAAAAGCAGUUAUUCUGCACCAGCUAGCCAAAAUUAUUAUGAGCAACGUUUUGGUGUGCGAACGCAAGAAAUGGAUAGUGGCUAUAUGAGUGCAGAUUCGGGAGAAGUUUACAAGCGCAGUUUUUAUGAUCGAUACAAUUUCAAAUUAAUGAGUGGUCGGGAUCAUAUUAUACGCAUUGAUACUAUCGAAGAUAAUUCUGAUAGUGGUAGUGUGCUAACUGAACGAAAUGAUAAUAAUGCAACCUCAAUGCUUAGAGGCAAUAAGCUAGAAGAUCGUUUCGAAGAUUUUGAAAAUAUGGGCGAUCCACCACCAAAUGAAUUGUGCCAUGACGAUGAUAAUAGCGAUGCAGAUUCUGAUAAAACCCUUACAAGAAAUACUGAAGAACGUUUUAGUCGAUGCAAUGGUAAUGCAAAUCUAUACUCAUCGGAAGACGAACAAGGACACAGUCCCUCAUAUGGAUCUUCAGAAACAGAUGGCGAAACGAAUGCGGAAGAUAUGUGGGAGUCUGGUGCGGAGAGCGUUGAGACACACUCAGUACUCUACAAAAAUGUUAGAAAAAAUUAA